This is a messenger RNA of Mya arenaria, 855 nucleotides long. Its product is annotated as coadhesin-like. Bases 1 to 855 code for a protein of 284 amino acids. The transcript has 7 exons. The record is from RefSeq and is a predicted model, not a curated record. Lineage: Eukaryota; Metazoa; Mollusca; Bivalvia; Myida; Myidae.
AUGAGAUAUGACGUGACCCGUUUAAGCGUGUUCGAUCGGGAAACCAGGAGAUUCCUGCUAGAUAACAAUGGAUCGACUGCCAUCCCAAAUGUUUGUAAGGACGCUCAACCGAACUGCGAUCUUCUUAAUCAAACUUUAAAUGUGUGCAGUGACGUUCACAAUGGGGAACUAUUAUGUAAACAGUAUUGUGGAUUAUGUGACGUCGUUAAUGGUGGAUGGUCAGUCUGGGGUUCUUGGGGUCAGUGUGACGUGUCGUGUGGUAACGGAACGCGUAUGCGCAGUAGACAGUGUGAUAAUCCAGCCCCAAAAAAUGGCGGAGAUUAUUGUCUAGGGAAGAGCACCGAACAACUUAUGUGCUUAGUCAACCCAUGUCCAGUGCAUGGUGGUUGGGGCCAAUGGAGUGUGUGGGGUUCGUGUAGUGUCACAUGUGGUGUUGGUCUGAGGAGAAGGGACAGAAACUGCGAUAGCCCGUACCCUUCCAAGGACGGUAACCACUGCUUUGGGGACGGACUCAACUAUGAUAUCUGCACUGGACCAUCCUGUUCAGUACAUGGUGGUUGGGGCGGAUGGAGUGCAUGGGGGUCAUGCAGCGCCACUUGCGGUGUUGGCCUGAGGAAGAGGGAUCGCAACUGCGACAGCCCAUACCCCGCAAAAGACGGUGGUUCGUUACUCAUGUACGUGAAUCCCUAUGAUGACCCGACAACUGAUUAUGGAGAAUACAUUUUGUCGUCAUCAACCACUCUAAAACUUAAACAAUCUGACACAGUUCGAAUCGGUGGGGGAUCAGCAGCAAACCAUCUCCUUUAUUCUACAGCAUCAUUCACUGGAUUUCUUCUAAAAGCUGAUGCUGACUAA